UAAACGAUGCCCUCAAGACAAAUGAAUAGGCUAAUCAGACUCGACAUUACCAGGUAGUGAGCUAGUCGGGAUGCUGUGGCCAGCAGUUGCCAGCCGGCAGUUGACAGGGUCAGAGAGCGAAUGCUGCCAUGAGCCAUCAGCAAUGCAUCGCAAUGCAGAAUCCAUCGUCCAAAUAAAACUUGGAGUUACUUCAUCGUCGUCGUGUCUUUCUGCUUUUUCUGCGCCUACCUGUUCCAGUUGCACAACUACCCGUUACUACCUGCCAAUCACAUCGAAAUGAGGGAUUCUCGUUGGAUACUCAGAUCUUCACAAAUGAGAUAAAAAGAUUGACGAAUUUCCUUCCAACCAAAAACAUUUUACUGUGGCCCAAUUCGUACGGCUACCGAUUCGGCAUUGGCCGUCAACCCUUUGUGGACAACGGCUGUCGGGUCAGCAAUUGCCUCAUCACCUACAACUCGACUCUGAUGCCCCACUCGCAAUUCGACGCUUUCCUCGUCCAUCCGCCGACCAUCAACGGGCCGUACAUUCUCAAAGAUCGUCGGCCGGACCAAAUGUUUGUUCUGUUCUCUACCGAACCACCGGUGCACAUGUACCAUCUGCAGAAAUACGAGAAUUACUUCAACUGGACCAUUUCCUACCGGACGGGGUCCACUUUCCAACUGAAAUACGGCGAAAUCAUUCCGCUGGAAAGCGCCCCGCAGACGGAAGAGGAGCUGGCGACAUUGCGGCUGAGCGCGGCCCAGUCGGCUGUCAAUCCGGCCAAAGGGAAAACGAAAUUGGCCAUUUGGAUGGUGACCAAUUGCAAAGCGAGAAGUAACCGGCAGGGAUACGUCAGAGCGUUGAGGAAACAUUUGACAAAUGAAAAGAAUCAGACGUCGCUGGAUAUUUUCAGUCGCGACGGAUGCGAGGGAGGGCGGAUCAUUUGCUCAAGAGAAAAGAACGGUCAGGAAUGUUACGACAGCAUCGAGAGGGACUACAAGUCGUCCUGGGCGGCGCCAAUUACACGGCCCUGGCCCCGCCUCAUUCCUUCAUCAACGCCUUGGACUUCACGCCGAGAGAAUUGGCCAACUAUUUGAAGCAGCUGGACGCCGACGACCGAUUGUACGCCGAGUAUUUCUGGUGGAAGCCGCACUAUCAAGUCGCCAAUCUCUACCACACCAAUCGACAAGUCUUUUGCCACCUCUGCCAGGCCCUUCACUACCAAGUGGGCCAACCUCUGCUGGCCAACGGAUCCACCAUCAAAGAUGUCAAAAAGUGGUACGUGGACGACUCCCAUUGCCUCGACAACCCCAAGUUCGAUGAAACGUAGACAAAUUAAUGUUCAAAGUUUGUGUCGGCUUUUUCUAUUGGCAUGUCCUUUGAUUCGAAAAUACAGACUGCACGUACG
This is a messenger RNA of Daphnia pulicaria, 1387 nucleotides long. RefSeq names its product 4-galactosyl-N-acetylglucosaminide 3-alpha-L-fucosyltransferase FUT6-like. The coding region runs from base 465 to 1076 and encodes 203 amino acids. Lineage: Eukaryota; Metazoa; Arthropoda; Branchiopoda; Diplostraca; Daphniidae. Gene Ontology annotation, molecular function: alpha-(1->3)-fucosyltransferase activity. Gene Ontology annotation, cellular component: membrane. The transcript has 2 exons. The record is from RefSeq and is a predicted model, not a curated record.